Molecule: messenger RNA, 1194 nt
Organism: Ectocarpus siliculosus
Lineage: Eukaryota; Phaeophyceae; Ectocarpales; Ectocarpaceae
Source: the annotation of a GenBank genome assembly
CCACCGACAGCUGACUGGACAGGACCCGAACAGGGAAAGCUAUAAAAGUGGGGAGAGGAGGCACAAGCGUGAGGAAACCCCUGGGGUUUACUACACGGCAGGAGAGGUAUGCUUGGUCGCGUGACCAAGUAUAGGGUCAAGAACGAUGCUCCAUCCGAGGUAUUCGAGGCAGCGAGUGAGCAGGAACGAAAGGACCGACUCCUCCUCAGCUACGCCGAGCGCGUCGAGAAGACCCUGGACGUCAAGGCGGUGCAAUCAGGCGGUGGACACACGAACGAGCUGGUGUUCGACCUCGUUGGCGUCGACGCUUCCAUCGCGAACGCUCUCCGAAGGAUCUUGUUAGCAGAGGUGGCUACGGUGGCCAUCGAACACGUGUACAUGUUCAUGAACUCGUCGAUCAUCCACGACGAGAUUCUCGCGCACCGGUUAGGGCUGAUUCCGAUCAUGGCAAACCCGCGCAUGUUCGAGUUUGUGGGAGAGGAGGGGGGCGAGCAAGACGAGCCGACGGAGUUCAACACGUGCGUGUUCAAGCUGGAGGUGAAGAACCCGGCAGACCCGGCGGACAUGCCCGACCCUAUGCCGACGGGUACGAGCUAUGCGGCGGGGCCGCGACGGACCAUGAACGUCUUCAGCGGUGCCAUGGAGUGGUGCCCGCACGGGGAUCAGGUGGAGCGCUUCGAGGGGGAAGGGGGGCUGCGGCCGGUGCACGAUGACAUCCUCAUCGCUAAGCUCCGACCAGGACAGGAAAUCGUCGCUGAGAUGCACUGCAGGAAGGGCAUCGGCAAGGACCACGCCAAGUUUUCUCCUGUUGCCACGGCGAGCUACCGAUUGCUCCCGGUGGUCACUCUGAAGGAGGAGGUAGAGGGGCAAGAGGCGGAGGAGCUGGUGGCGAAAUGUCCGCUGAACGUCUUCGACAUCGAAGACCUGGGCGGUGCUGGGAAGCGGGCGAAGGUGGCCCGCCCAAGAGAUUGCACCAUGUGCCGGGAGUGCAUCCGGGAGCCUGGGUGGAGCGAUAAGGUGUCCCUCUCACGCGUCGCAGACCACUUCAUCUUCGGGAUUGAGUCCGUCGGGAUGCUCCCGCCAAAGGAGCUUCUCAAGGAUAGCAUUCAGGUCUUGCGCCAGAAGUGCGAUUCCAUGAUUGCCGAGGUGGAGGCGUUCGAGUCAGGGGUUGAUUUCGACGAGGCGAUGCCAUGA